AUGGAAUACUGUUACACAAAUGUUGUCAACAUUGAUAUAUCUUCCGAGGUCAUUGAUGCUAUGCAGAAGAAAUACCGAAAUUUUCCUCAAUUGAAGUAUUUGAAAAUGGAUGUAAGAGACACGAGUGCUUUUGAAUCAGAGACUUUUGGUUCUAUUAUCGACAAAGGGACUCUUGAUUCUCUCUUGUGUGGAAACAAUUCAAGAAAAAACGCUAUUAAGAUGCUCGAAGAAAUUUGGAGGGUUCUCAAGGAUAAAGGAGUCUAUGUUCUGGUGACGUAUGGAGCUCCACUAUAUCGUCUACGUUUGCUACGCAAAUCAUGCUCUUGGACAAUUAAACUCCCUGUGAUAAGUUUGUUUAAAUUGCUAACUGGUCUUUUAUUGUUAGUUGAUCCUAGAAAUUGUAAUGUCAAAUCUAAAGUUUAA
Messenger RNA from Vicia villosa (hairy vetch), 423 nucleotides. RefSeq lists its product as uncharacterized. Gene Ontology annotation, molecular function: S-adenosylmethionine-dependent methyltransferase activity. The record is from RefSeq and is a predicted model, not a curated record. NCBI's taxonomy places the organism in Eukaryota, Viridiplantae, Streptophyta, Magnoliopsida, Fabales, Fabaceae. Bases 1 to 423 code for a protein of 140 amino acids. The transcript is spliced from 6 exons.